AUGCAGUCGCCCCUGCUCACCUUCCUGCGCCGGCUCGAGGCCCAGAACAUCUGGCGCGUGACUUACAAUGCCCUGCCCCAGCAGCAGUACAGCUCCACGGCUGACGCGCUGAAGCUGCUGGUGGCGCGCAUCCAGGCCUCCGGGCCGGUGAAGCAGCACCACCUGCAGGAGCUGUAUCAGCGCUGCCGCACCGGAGACGAGCUGGACCGUGCCCUGAAGCUGACGCGGCUCAACUACUUGGCACGUGGCGCGCUGGAGCAGCACGCGCCCUUCUCCCACCGCACCUCCAAGGCCCUGGUGUCCCAGGCCAUGCAGCUGGGCGUGCCCGAGGUGGCGGCACGUGCGCUGGAGCACUCAGCCGAGUUCGGCCUGCCCGCUGACUCGGCCAAGGAGGCCACCCCCCUGCUCAUCUACUACUCCAAGCAGGGCGACCUGCUGGCCAUGUUCGAGCUGUAUGAGGUGAUGAAGCGGCGGGGGCGCCAUCCUGGCCCCGAUGUCUGCUAUGUCCUGGUCAAGGGCUGCGUGGACUGGGGCAGGCCCGACCUGGCGCGCACCGUGGUGCAGGAGUUCCGGGAUGCGGGCGUACGCAUCCGGGAGGGCACCCUGGCCUACAUGGAGCGCCGGCCCACCAUGGGCCUGGAGGCGGCGCUGCCCAGCACCGCAGACUGGUGCCCCGUGCACACUAGCCCCCCCGUGCACACUAGCCCCACUCGCUGUGGCGGCGCGGCCAGCCCUUUUGGUAGUGUCGCUAGCCCCUGGAAGACCAGGUAA
Molecule: messenger RNA, 771 nt
Organism: Auxenochlorella protothecoides
Lineage: Eukaryota; Viridiplantae; Chlorophyta; Trebouxiophyceae; Chlorellales; Chlorellaceae
Exons: 3
Coding region: 1-771 (256 amino acids)
Molecular function (GO): protein binding
Source: RefSeq, a predicted model, not a curated record